CGUAUUUGUACUUGAAUGCUCUGUCUGUGAUUGAGCUACACGUCAAAUCCGCACGUUCCAAGUCGAAACCAAAGCGAAACACAAAAUGGCGCAAGCUUGGCCCAAGGCGAAGCCGAAGUUGACGCAGGAGGCGUUCGAUGAAGCCGUCACAACCAACAUCGAGGAUUUCGACAUGUCGCGCGACGACGCCAUCAAGUCCGCCAUCGAGGAGUUCAACGUCCAAGGCUACGACAUGAGCGCCGUGGUCACCAACCUAGCGGGCAACGACAUGCAAAGUCAUCCAAUUGCUGUGGCCUCCCAAGGCCUGAAGGAAGCCUGUGACGGGAAGGGCUCCCUAGCUGAGGCGCUGGAGGCGCUGGCAACCAGCCUCAAGGAGUUCACUGCAGACCCAGCGGCCCCCGCCGCGCCGGGGACAGGGACCGCAGGGAAAGCCGGCGGGAGCGGCGCUGCCGGCGCCACAGGGGCGGCUGCGGCCGGGCCGGGGGCGCUGACUCAGGAGGCGUACGUGAUCGCGCACAAGGGCGGCGCCAUGCAGUCGCUGCUGGCGGCGUGCCGGCAGCUGCUGGCGGCGGGGCAGGCGGACCAGGAGCAGCUGCUGCAGGCUCUGGGCCUGUUGCAGGUUCUGCUGGGCUGGUUGGAGACACGGGACGCCUUCCCGGAUGCACAGGGUGUGGAGCUGGUGCACGAGCUGCUCAAGGCGGAGGGCAGCGGACACAGCGUGCGCAGCGCCGCGGCGGCUGUGGCGGAGGCGGCGGCCAAGGGGGUGGAGGAGACCAAGUGCAAGCUGGUGGAGGGCGGCGUGGCGGCCACUCUGCUGGAGCUGCUGCAGCAGCCCGAGGCGCCGCUGGAGCUCAUUGGCGCGGCGUGCGGAGUGGUGCGCUCCGUGACCACCGCCGACGACGAGCGGCCCCCCUCCUCCAAGGCCUUCAUGCACGCGCGCGUGCUGGCCAAGAGCCACGCCGCCAUCCGCGUGCUGCUGGCGGUGCUGCGGCGCGUGCCGGCCGCCACGCACCCCGCCACGGCGGUGCGGGUGCUGGGCACGGUGCGGCAGGUGGCGGCCAAUGAGGAGAUCUGCCGCGAGUUCACGGACGACGGCGGCGUGAUCGCGUGCCUGGGCGUGCUGCGGGACUGCUGCGGCGCCAAGGACGUGGCCAAGGCGUGUCUGGGCGCGCUGCGGCAGUUGGCGCACAGCGACACCGUGAAGCGCCUGCUGGCGGAGCACGGCGCAGUGGAGCUGGCGGGCCGUGUGAUUGAGCUGCACAGCGGCGCCGACGACGUGGCGGAGGUGGCGCUGGGGCUGCUGGGCAACAUGAUGCUGAGGCAGCCGGAGAUCUGCACCCAGGCUGCGGAGGCGGGUGUGCCGGAGCUGGUGGUGGACCUCAUGACGCGCUGGCCGGGCCGCUCGCCGGUGCAGCGCCAGGCGUGCCUCGUGACGCGCAUCAUGGUGGCCCGCAACCCCGAGCUGCGCCCUGCCUACCUGGAGCGCGGCGCGGAGGCGCUGCUGCGCGCCGCCAAGGCCGCACACCCCGCCGCCUGCAAAGACGUGGGCGCGGCAGCCCUUCGCGACCUGGGACUCGACAACUACAACGACUAGUCGGCUGAACUGCCGUAUGUGGUGUGGGCGCUGUGAUGGAGCGUUGGUCGAAGCUGGCGCUUGGCUUCGCCAGCCGGCUUGGGGCGGCGCGCAGCAGGCGGAGGACGAUGGGAAAGCUUUGGAGCGUUGGAGCUUUGGAGGAGCGGCGAAGGUGGCGGCGGCGGCGAGUGCGUUGUGGAGAGGAGGGCGCGCGGCCGUGGAGCCGAGCGGUGCGCGUUCACGUGGAGGCGGUGGAGGCGCGGAGCAGGAGUUGCGUGGGGCCAGGGGCCAAGCUGUUUAGGUAGGUGGCUGGUGGGCUGGUGUGUGUGUGUGUGUGUGGCGGCGACUGAGCCUGUGACUGGGCCCCAGUCACAAGGGACGAAUCACGACAGGCAGACGCGACCCGACCCGACCCGGCUUCCGGACACAACUUGUUAUUCUUACAACGAGGGGCCGCGACGAACACAACGUGUGUGCAGUGCCUACCUAUUCCUUUUGUUUUGAACUGGUGAAGCGUGACAGGAGAACGAGCGCUGUGGGCACCGCGGCCAAGUGUUGCGUAUGCUAUUGAAAGGAGGCUGGAUGGAGCGAUGGACUAAUGUCCCACAUACAUGAACGUGUUAGGUAUGGCCUCCAUAGGACGCUCACAUGCGGCGGGCCUAUGUCAGACACGGCCCGGGCCCUACGACUACUCGCAUAAGCGAACCCAACUUCUGCAACCAGAUGACUAUCUGA
Molecule: messenger RNA, 2308 nt
Organism: Chlamydomonas reinhardtii
Lineage: Eukaryota; Viridiplantae; Chlorophyta; Chlorophyceae; Chlamydomonadales; Chlamydomonadaceae
Exons: 13
Coding region: 86-1594 (502 amino acids)
Molecular function (GO): protein binding
Source: RefSeq, a predicted model, not a curated record